Messenger RNA from Solenopsis invicta (red fire ant), 5114 nucleotides. Its product is annotated as ribosomal protein S6 kinase beta-1. Gene Ontology annotation, molecular function: ATP binding; protein serine/threonine kinase activity. Gene Ontology annotation, biological process: signal transduction; protein phosphorylation. NCBI's taxonomy places the organism in Eukaryota, Metazoa, Arthropoda, Insecta, Hymenoptera, Formicidae. The transcript is spliced from 12 exons. The coding region runs from base 301 to 1698 and encodes 465 amino acids. The record is from RefSeq and is a predicted model, not a curated record.
GGUGCAGUUGCGACAGGAGUGGAGCAGAGUGGAGUUCCACGGGCCGUUCCACGAAUCCGGUUCUGUUCGUCACUGGUCACUCCGCGAUCAUCCGCGAACGAGUCUCGAGGGCGUGCGAUCGUCGAGCGCGGCUUCACGUUCCCCGCUCGUGCCUGGGUGGCCUGCUGCUUGCUGCUGCUUCGCGCACCGCGCACGGUCUGUCAGAUUUCAUGUGUUGACAUCGCGCGCGCGACGCGAGAGUGAUCCGGCUUGCGUCUACUCCCAGUCCGUGUUGCCAGACAGGUACGGACAACGACCACGAUGUCGGCGAUCUUCGACAUCGAGCUGCAGGACGCGGGGCUGCCGCACAGGGACGAGUCGGAGGACGACGACGUCAUCGAGAUCGACGCGGAGGAAUGCGUCGCGCUGAACGUGAAUGAGAUCGUAAACUCAUCGGACGUGGUGGAGACAGUGUCGAUAUCGGAACAGAAUGUCAAUCGCUCGCGCGAGAAGGUCGGCCCGCAGGACUUCGAGUUGUGCAAGGUUAUCGGGAAAGGCGGCUACGGCAAGGUGUUUCAAGUACGCAAAAUAACGGGAAACGACAGCGGCACGAUCUUCGCUAUGAAGGUAUUACGCAAGGCUUUGAUUGUAAGGAAUCAGAAGGAUACAGCUCACACCAGAGCUGAAAGGAACAUUUUGGAGUCUAUAAAGCAUCCUUUUAUUGUUGAUCUCAAGUACGCUUUCCAAACUGGUCAUAAAUUAUAUCUGAUAUUGGAAUAUAUGUGUGGUGGUGAGUUGUUUGGACAUUUAAAUAACGAAGGAAUUUUUCUGGAAGACACUGCACGUUUUUAUUUAUGUGAAAUCAUAUUAGCUCUGCAACAUCUCCAUUUGCAAGGAAUUAUAUACAGAGAUUUAAAACCAGAAAAUGUUCUAUUGGACGUAAAUGGACACAUUAAGCUGACUGAUUUUGGAUUGUGUAAAGAGCACAUUCAAGAGGGUGCUGUUACACAUACAUUUUGCGGGACUAUUGAAUAUAUGGCACCUGAAAUUUUAACAAGAAGUGGACAUGGGAAAGCAGUAGAUUGGUGGAGUUUGGGAACUUUAGCAUAUGACAUGCUUACAGGAGCUCCACCAUUUACCUCAAAUAGUAGGAAAAAAACUAUUGACAAGAUUCUACGUAGCAAAUUAACUUUCCCACAAUAUUUAACGGCCGAUGCUAAGGAUCUUAUUCGGAAAUUGUUGAAGAGGCAAGUUGUGCAAAGAUUGGGAUCUGCUUCGUCAGAUGGAGAAGAAGUAAAGGCGCAUAAAUUCUUCAAACAUAUCAAUUGGGAUGAAGUUAUAACUCGACAAUUACAUCCUCCUUUUAAACCAAAUUUAUCUAGCGCAGAAGAUGUAUCACAAUUUGAUAAGAAAUUUACUACUUCGGCACCAAUAGAUUCUCCAGUUGAUUAUACUUUGAGCGAAUCAGCUGAUGGACUGUUCCAGGGAUUUACGUACGUAGCGCCCAGCAUAUUGGAAGAUGUGAUUCUUCAACCAUCUAAAUACCAUCUAAGUACUAUGUCACCACCACGAGUUAUAAAAGCCAGAAGUCCUCGUAAAGCAACUCGUGGUUUUUCACCUCGAACGACGCAUCUUCAUUUCCACAAUUUACCAAGUCACACGUACAAUGUAGUUGGCCAUACCAACAUGGAAGAUGCAGAAAUGAUUGAAAUAGGCUAACCAUUGCUAUUAGACUAGUAGAUAGCAUUUCUGCCCAAUUGCUGGAUAUUCAUGAUCCUCAGGGAAGGGUUUUAUAAAGUAGAGGGUGUGUAGUUAGGGAAUGGAUUCAAUCCAUUAUUGCAUUGGAUAUCCAGCAAUUACAUUUAGCAAAUUUUUUUUAUAUUCGUAUAUUACGUAUGAAAAUAUCAAUUAAUAGAUUAUGAUUUGACAGCGACGCAGCCGGUAUUUGGUAGCGAGUAGAGUAGUUGCAAUUUAAAUAUGAAUAGAUUUAAUAAUAAACCGCAAGAAAGUACAUUAUUUCUCAACUAGUUGUUACAGGUUACUUCAAUUAGAUACAGAUUUAUUGAAAAAAUAUAUAUUUUGCAUUGGAUUAUUUACUCAUCAAUUUUUAUAAAUAUCUAAAUAUCUUUAUUAAUGCAGCAAUCAUGUUAUUAUAUAUUCAUAUGACAAGAUCGUAAUUUGUACUGUGGUGUAGCUAAAAGUAAGCUUUUAAAAUUUUGGAAAUAUUGAAGCAUAUUGCUUGAAUCGUAACUCAUUGUCAGUCUCAGGAAACCCCGCGCUUUUCUGUUUUAAACUAUUGCAACUCGGAUAUUAAUCAAAAUUUUUAUAAACUAUUUGAAUGAUCUAUUAACUAAUUUUUCUUAAAAAAAAAAUGGACGAAAUUUUUCAUUAUUGAAUAUUUAUAAGCAGCGAUUAUUUACUUUUUUUGCUAUCUUUUUUAUACAUAAAAAAAAAGAUUUUUAGAAAGAGCAACUUUUUUUUACUGCUAAAUAUUAACUGUAAUCUAAAAAUUUUAAUUAAGAUUCGAAUUUACAACAAAAAAGUGAUGGAUUUUUCCUGGGAUUUAAUGAUUAAGAAAACUGUAUAUGAUAGAAGCUAAAAACAUGAUCUCUCUCUUGAUAAUAUUUUUACAUCUGAAGAUUUAUAUAUAUAUACAUACAUCUGUAAUAAUAUAAGUUUAUUUUAUAUCUGGAAAAUUUAUUAAUAUUUACUGAUUAUCAUUAAUUAUUUUUUUAAUGUGAAAAAGUCUCGAGAAAUGCUACCAUAACCGCUCCGCCGCUCAAAGUUUGUUCCAUAUAUACCAUACAUUGUUAGGAGAAAAUAUUUUCAGCAGUAAUAACGUUUCCAUGGCAAUAAUGUAAGAGGUAGUUUGCCUAAGUAAUGACCGUAGGGAAUGGAAUAUAUAACGCUACAAUGGAAUUGCAUUUACACAAUGAAAGUUCCUAUACAUUGCAAAUUUGAUUACAACAUAGUUUAUAUUCUUCGGAACGAAAGAACAUUUUGUUAAAUAGUCACGUGUGUAUCAAUAUCUUAGAAUAAGAAUGACCAUUGUCAUUUUGUAACUUGAAAGCACCGAAGGCUUAAAAUAUUAUAAUUGCAAAUACGGACCUAUAUUCUCGGUAUAUUUUUAGCAUCAGGUCAUAGGUUGUUCUUAUUGUAAGGUAUUGAUGUUAGAUCUAUUGAAAGGGAUGCAUGCCUAGUUCAGUUAAUAUUUGAACAAUGAAUGAAAUAAGCUCAUUUUGAAAUGGCUAUGGUUUUUUUUAACUGGUACAUUUGUAUCGUUUACUAUUACGUCCGUAUUCCUAAAACGAUAAAUACAACUCUUUGAGGUACAAAUUCAAUGUCUUCUUGAAAGAUAUUUUUACGUUACAUCGAAUGAAUGAAAAGUCAGAAUGGUAUAAGAUGAGAACGAGUUACCAUGGUAACAAUGUUACUGCAAAACAUGGACUUUCCAUCCGAAUGAGUAUUCUAUACUUGUUCCUUACACGUAUUAACGUAUCAUUUAUUCAAUUUAUUGUGUACAUACAUAUAGAUAAUCUUGAUUUUACUUACAGAACGCAGUAGGAAAAAUAGACAUAAGCAAGAGUGACUGUAAAAAAGUCACUCGCAAAAACUCCAAACUACCCAAGUGUUCAGUAGGCCAUGCUAGCAGGCAAAUAUAUCUUUUAAUUAUUUAUGACGAAUAAUAACCAUAGUCGAAAUGUAAUAUUGCCCUGAUACACAUCUCUUCUUUUCUCAAAUAUUUUUUUUCGUCUGUGGGAACAUUCUCUUGCUGGCAAGUUGCAUUUCGACUAUGUUGACUACAUAAAUAGUAAGUGCGUAUAAUAUAAAACCAUAUAAAAUCACGUUAUAUACUCAACACAGCUGUAUUAUAUUAUAAGAGAAAUGUGUAUUCAGAGACAAUGAGAAUUUCUGAUCGGUUUUUCAGUAACGUAUCUGAACACAUGUAUUUUCGACAUUAAUGCAGGAAAUGUGCCUACAGAGUUGUCAAGAUGCUAUUUCGAAGAUAUAUAUUACUCUCGACGACAUACUGAAAUUUAUUAUAAGAGAGAUACCAAUUAUAUGUCCUGAAUUACCCACUGUCAGAUUUUGAUAAAUACCAAAACUGCUGUAUAAACUAUGACUGUGUUACCUAAGAGUCGCUUUAAAUUAAAGCAUGCCAGAAUCGUUUGUGCGGAAAAGCUGUUCGACAUCACUGCCUCACAUAACGCGUUGUUACUUUCGUGGGAUAUUCCAUAUAACGAGUUUUGUUUUUUUUGUUUUUUUUUUUGUUUUUUAUGAAAUCAGGGCAUUUUUGCAAGCGAGAGAUCGGGAGCGCGUCUCCAUACAUGAGCACGAGAAAACUUUGCAGAAUGAUUUUCCUUUGUAGAUCGACGCGCUCUCAAGGAAACAUUGGUGCUGUUGUUUGAUUUUUAUUUUUAGGGGAAAUUUAAAGCCGUGUUUAGAAUCGUCGUUUUAAUCAUUAAAGUAGACAAAUUUUUUAUAUGUAUAGUGUCAUACGAUAGUCUCGUGCUCAUUUCUAGUUAAGUUUAAUCUUAAUCUAAUUAUGUGUAGUUAUAAGAUUUUUUGCAAUAAGUGUAAUUUCCGUCUUAGUGUCAGUUCUCAUACAAGUGUACCAGGAUCGAACUUUCAUCAUAAGGCCAUCAUUGUUGGAUGUUCGAGGAUAUUUAAAUGGUAUUGAAUGAGAAUUGACAUUUCUACGUGUGUUAAGUGGAUCGAUUUGUAUCGAUUCGACUCUAGUUCCAUUUUCAUAGAACGAUAAUUAAUAACUCCGCGAUCAGUUCUAUUUAUAAAGCGGAAACAUGCAUAUUUAUUUGCAGCACUAAUGCAUUAAAUGUUUAAGGGACGGAGAAAUAUCAUCGAACGAUAUAUAACGAAGUCUAGCCAUUAGACGGAAAAGUGAUAAAUGAUUUAUGCUUCCAUUCAAGACUAAAUGUAGAGUUUCGGGUUAACUUAUCCCCAUUAUGAUUUGUAAUCUCUAUAAAUCGUAAAUGAAUAUGCAACGAUUUGCGGGGAUGUGUGCGAGCGUAAGGGCGUAUGUGUGUACGACGUACGAGUGUAUGACAUAUCUUUGUCAUGUGUAUCGUUUUACUUAUUUCAGUGUUAUGUACAAUAAAUUGGGUAUAAAACUUUCA